AUGGAUUCGCCAACUCAUGUUAUCGAUCCAGACGGCGAAGUGGUAAUAGUCUUGCUGAAUGCGGAUUCUCCAUUCGCAGAAAUGAGUGAGGAUAUGUUUGCCGAUGGGUACCCUCGUACGGUUUCAGAACUGGAUGGAGAGAUAGAAUAUUCCGAAAACCAUAUGGAUCCUCCGGAACCAAUACCGCCGCCAACUGAAGACCUCUCUGUCGCCGAGGAACCUAUUCACACCGAAGAGCCUGUUUCCGCUGAGGAGUCUAGUCCCGCCGAAUGGCCUGUCGAACAGCUAGUCGGGUCUGGCCUAGUCCCUGAAUCAUUGGACAGGGCCUGCUUCAGGAUCCAAGUCUCCGCAAAGCAUUUAAUGCUUGCAUCCUCUGUUUUCAGAAAAUUACUCACCGGUGGUUGGAAAGAAAGCGUCACAUAUUCGGGAAAGAACCCAACUGAGAUUACUGCAGAAGACUGGGACAUCGAGGCACUCUUGAUUCUCCUUCGUGCUAUUCAUGGACAACAGUACCAGAUACCGCAAAAGCUGACACUUGAGAUGCUUGCUAAAGUUGCUGUCCUAGCCGACUACUAUAAAUGCAAGGAGGCUGUGUACGUUUGGACGACUGCGUGGAUUGACGCUCUAGAGAAAGAGCGUCCCGAAACAUAUUCUCGAGAUUUAUUUUUGUGGUUAUGGAUUUCAUGGUUUUUCCAGCUCCCUACCCAAUUCGAGGAAACAACAUCAACUAUUAUGACAUGUAGCAAUGGUGUGAUCAGCAACUUGGGCCUUCCGAUCCCUGAUCAAGAGUGA
This is a messenger RNA of Talaromyces rugulosus, 792 nucleotides long. RefSeq lists its product as uncharacterized. The coding region runs from base 1 to 792 and encodes 263 amino acids. Lineage: Eukaryota; Fungi; Ascomycota; Eurotiomycetes; Eurotiales; Trichocomaceae. Gene Ontology annotation, molecular function: protein binding. The record is from RefSeq and is a predicted model, not a curated record. The transcript has 2 exons.